Messenger RNA from Gigantopelta aegis, 5229 nucleotides. Its product is annotated as deleted in malignant brain tumors 1 protein-like. The transcript is spliced from 11 exons. Gene Ontology annotation, cellular component: membrane. Lineage: Eukaryota; Metazoa; Mollusca; Gastropoda; Neomphalida; Peltospiridae. Bases 317 to 2602 code for a protein of 761 amino acids. The record is from RefSeq and is a predicted model, not a curated record.
GGCUGAGAGAUGGCAUUUUUAUUUUUGGCAUAUUGACAGUCCACCGACUGUUUUCAGUAAAAAUCGUCUUACAAGCAAAGUGACAUCUUGAGGCAUUUCGGUUCUGGAGGAAGACACUGGACAAUAAAAUUCGUUUCAUACCAGUGUUACGACGAAAGCGCAAGUCGUGGCAUGAACCAGUCUUUCCGCCCCUCUACGCAUGCCUGGUACAAUCCGGCGGUGUUUACACUACAGUAGCAACAAUAUUUUCACGAAAUGACUCGAGUAUGAAUAUUAAAGAGGACACCGUUUUGAGGAUCACCUAAUACAUUACGAGAUGUUACGAAACCUGCUCAUCGUUUUGGCUGUGUGGAUGAACAUCUUAGACGUCGGGGAGGCCGUCGUCAUACAAGAUAUUCGCCUGGUCGGCGGUUCCUCCGUGAACCAGGGGCGGGUUGAGGUACAGGUUGGCGGGACGUGGGGCACGGUGUGCGACGACCAGUGGGACAGCAACGACGCCGACGUCGUGUGCAGGAUGUUGGGAUAUACGUCUGGCGGCACGGCGUACGGUAACGCCCAGUUCGGGCAGGGCACGGGCCCCAUCUUACUUGACGACGUGUCCUGCACGGGGCACGAGGCGCGACUUGACAGCUGCGUCAUCAACACCGACCUCAUCAACUGUGCCCACAGCGAGGACGCGGGCGUCAUGUGCGACACGACGAAUCCCGUCCCCACAGCGGGCACUCCCCCCACAGUGACUCCGUCCGCCGGACCCGUGCCUGACAGGUGCCCAAGUGGUCAGAAGAACCAGUUUGUCCAGCUGAUUAACUCCAACGGUGUGGAGGGUGUCGGGUACGUGGAGGUAAGAAACCCGGCCGUUCCCGGCAGUCAGUGGGGCUCCAUGUGCGACGACAUGAUCAACGAGAACGUCGCCAAGGUCAUAUGCGGGUCAUUGUGUUUUAACAUAACCUGGGCUCGGCCUGGUGCUGUCAUAAAAGACUUGGGCAGUCCUCGCUUUCCCAUCAUCCUGGAUGACGUCAAAUGCAAUGGGCAGGAGCAGCAGGUACAGGACUGCCCUCACGCCCCCUGGGGACAGUCCAACUGCGACGACAGAACAGAGGUGGCCAGUGUCACGUGCGUCGACUUGGACUCGGCGCCAGAGAAGCCAACACUGGAUCGUCAUACACAUCAUACCCCAGUCCCAAUCUUACAGUGCCAGAAAGGCUACCUCAUAGCGCUGUUUAGCAGGCUAAGGGACCCGACUCUGGAAGAAAAGCACCUUACAAUUGGCAAGGCUAUGACCGGUGGAUGCACGGGUUUGCAGAAAGCCACUGACAACAACUACGUCACAAUUAGGAUUCCUUUUGAGGAGUGUGGAACGGUCGUAAGAAACAACAAGACGCACAUCAUCUACAGCAACGUGAUCAAGUACGACUACACACGGCUGGAGGGCUCGAUCUCGCGCGUCAACACCUACAUGAUCGAGGUGAGCUGCGAAAUGCCCCGGAACUACUCUACCGAGCGCCCGAUGCAGCCUCUCACGCAGACCGUCACGAAGAAGGCCGAGGGCGUGUUCGUGAUAACGAUGCAGUUCUACCUGAACAAUAGCUUCACCCAGCCUGUCAGUCAGUACCCGGUGCGCAUCACGCUUGGGGAGUGGCUAAACGUGGCACUCAUCCUCGACUCGGUCGACAGCAGGCUCAAGCUGGUGGUGCCCAACUGCUAUGCCACACCCACCGCCGACAGGAACAACCCCGUGAACGUUCCGCUGUUUGUAAACAAAUGCCGACGCGAACAAUCCCUUGGCUUUUUUCCGCUGAAUCAAGAGAAAUUUGGGUUCCGGUACCAGUCGUUUGUUUUUGUCAACUACCCGGAAGUGUAUAUUCACUGUGGGGCGUUCGUUUGCUUAGCAACGGAAACUGGUGCGGAAUGCGACCGGAGUUGUAUCGCCAACAAGACGAUCACGAGUGGACGCCGACGUCGAGCGGUGGAGCCCGGGCUUCACGAAUACCAGUGGGUCAACAGUGGACCAGUCUACGUCUACAGGAACGACAACCCUAGUGAAGUGACCACUGACAGCGGUCGCAACGUAGUGCUGAAUAUGACUAUGACAGUGAGUCCGUCCAUUCCCACCACUGUCACAGUCCCCCCACCGACAACGACGUCGAGUUAUACAACCACAACCAGGCGCAAACCUACAACCAUUAGGAAUCGCAACACAACCACGAGUAAGCCCCAAGCGACAACCACAGCAAGCAAGACAACCAAGGCUAAAGUUCAGCCUGCAACCACGCCAAGCCAGUCAACCAAGGUAAGCCAGACAACCACGCCAAGCCAGACAACCAAGGCAAGCCAGACAACCAAGGCAAGCCAGACGACCACGACUAAGCCUCAAAAGUCGACUAAGGCGAGUGACGUUGUAAGCACAGAGUACCCUGCAGAUUUAACAACACAGCUCGAAGAGAAGCAGAUGGUUUCCAAACCUCAAGCACUACCUGGUCGUGAGCCUGCCAACAACCCUCUGGCUGGACUAAGCAUACGAUCUAGCGCCAUGAAGAUGCAUUACAAUAUGUUCUUGAUCUCAUUUGCCUCUGUGAUAAAACGCUUUAUUGUUUUCUUGUAAACAUUACUUUUAUAGUCAUAAAGAUCCAAGUAUUUCUCAGGUUCAAGCCUAGUGACCCGUGGGUGUAAUCCGGCAGCCUUGCCUACUUAUCCAGGUAACAAACAGACUUUAACAUACACAUCGUCAACAAGUACAUAUGGAUGUAUUAAAAUUGUGCCUCAGUAUAUUGAGAUUUGUGGAAUACUCAAUGUUUGGAUACAGCCAGUCUAGAUUCGAAAGUUUUACAAACAUGGACCCAGAUCAGAUGUUUGUAGUAGCUACAUAUACAUAAAUUAGUUAUUUGAAACCGAAAAUGGAAGUACACGGGGAACUCCUGAAUGACUAAUAGCAAAUGGUGUACCAAAAAUAAUCAUCCACUGGUAUUUGACAGACUAAGAUCCCGUGCCGCUAAUGGAGAAAUGUAGUGGGUUUAUUUUUAAGACUAUGAGUCAAAAUUACUAAAUGUUAGACAUUAAAUAGCCCAUGAUUAAUAAAUAUUGUUAAAUAAAACUAACUUUUUGACAAACUGAAGAUAUAUAUAUGUUACUGGACUUGUGUAUAUAUAACUUAAAAAGAGUCCAGACUCAAAUCUUUAAUGACGUCACAGGCAUGCAACUUGUAGGCAUAGUAAUGAUGUUAAUAGCCUUAAGGCCCUAUUACAGAUGUUUACACUUUAAACGGUUUUUUAAGCGCAGGUCGUGGCCCCAUGCGUACAACACUUUUGGACUAUAGACUCAAGACUAACAGAGGUUGAGACGUCAACGUCAUGGCAACACGAUGCAAAUUGUACGCAUGUGACGUCAUUAAAACGUUUGAGUCUGGACUCGGGUGUCAAUGGCCAGUUGAUGCUAUUUCAGAACCAAUUACCUGAGGUUAGGGGAGUUUUUAAUUACAGUAAUUAGAUAUUAACAUCAGACAUUAAAUUUAAUUUUGACCUCCACCUAGCCCGUGCUUUUAAAACGUUUAACGGUCUAGAUUGAAGUCUCUAAUACUGUUCGGAAACUUCACUGUCAUGACAGCGAAUACAAAUUGCACGCGAGCGACGUCAUUAAAGAUUUCAAUCUGGACUCUAAAUAUUUUAAAAGCAAGGGCCCGUGCUUAUAAAAUUUAAAGUCUAGACUUUAAUAAAGUCCAGACUUUAACGUAAUGCUAUUUGAAUGGCGUUGCCAUGACGUUAAAGUCUGGACUUUAUUAAAGUCUAGACUUUAAGGUUUAUAAGCAUGGGGCCUGGCACUGGCUUUAAUGAACCUAUGUGUGGUCCAAAGUUUUGUACAGGUUCUUAUUACAAUAUUUAUUCACGGAUAUUUCGUACAAUUUUAAUAUAUGUAUUGCAGAUGUAAUUUUUAUCCAUGUACAUACAUCAAGCGUUUCUUUGUUAUAUUUCGAAUAAUGUAAUUCCUACUUCAUAAUUAUAUUGGAAUACAAGGAUCGCUUUCCUACCAAGGAAUGCACGUAUUUGACCCAGAUGCGUGGAGGAUAUGUCAUACGUGUUCUUGUUUUCUACCAGUAGAAUGGUGCUUUCAUUGUUAUAUAGGUAAUAUAUUUGGCUUUAGUGUAACACUGUUAAGUUUGGUUAUGUUACGUCUCAUCUGGUACGUGUCUGUGUGCCUUAUUGUCGAUAGUAGUGUCAGGAACAUAGAGCUUUACCUUCCUUACCUGGGACCCUGGUCGUUUUAACACGCCAACGACAUAACAAUGUGUUUAACAAAUCGAGGCCUAAACUUCAUACAUAUUUAUUUUGAGGAGAAUUCUAGAUCCGUCCUUCAAGUAGCUAGCAGAAAGUAUCCCUACUAGUUAAACAUGUUGAGAAUUAGUGACUAGACGAGUGUCCAGGAAUCUUGAACAUCCUUAUUUUAUUCUUCGUUAAAACUCCCACAACAACAACAACAACAAUACCAACACAUGUAUUAUUGUUUAUUAUAGAGAGUCCAUUGUACCACCUAGAACUCAAAAGUUAGCUUUGUUGUGUUUUUGAAAGUAUCUAAUAUUGCAAAAAAAGAUUGUCCUUGUUCCCACAAAUUAUAUACAGUGAAAUCUUUUUAUUUUCGUGGGCAUAAAUUACACCCCCCCAAAAAAAAAAAAACCCCACACAAAAAAAAAAAAAACCCCACAAAACAAAACAACAACAAAAAAACCCCAACAAAACAAAACAAAACAAACAAACAAAUAAAACAAACAACAAACCCACACCCAACAACAAUAACCAAACAAACAAACAAAAAAAACAAAAACCCGAACACAUUUCGUUGCGUACUUGAAUUCGUGGAUGUAAAAGGUAGUGUAAUUCGUAUUCUCUGUAUACAUGCACUAGACGACGAAUUGUACGAAUAGUAGAUCACCAGUAAUAAAAGUGAUUUCAUAGUAAUUCAGUUUCAUUUGCACAUGUACAUUACAUGUUGUAACAAAGAAAACACUGUAUCCCAUUUCCCCCUUGGAUGACCAUUUCAGGAUCUAGAAGUGUAACAAUAUUUUACAGCACCAUUAUAUAAUUAAUAGUAUAGUGCAUCAGAAUAGUAUUAGACGUUGUAGUCCGUGUUGUCGAUUGUGUAUGCUGGUAGCUAGCUCAAAGUCUUCUGUGAUAUUCAUUAUUCCAAACUGUUUUUUUUAUAUAUAACAUGACUACAGACAUAAAGAUAUUUUUUAUUAUA